AUGGCCCAAAUCAGCUCAGCCAAACGCGCAUUGGUUAUUCAAUAUCGAUUUCAUGAUAAACUCAGUUUUCCAGCAAUUGCCAGCAAGAUUGAUGGUGUUUCUGCCGCCGCCGCCCAACAAAUCUGUUCUAGAGCCUUUAGACGCGCCGGCACCAACAAUGUCAACACGCUGCUUGAAUAUAGAGAUCCUGCGCCUAGAUCUGGUCGUCCUAGGCGUGUAGAACCUGGAUCUGAAGCGUCAAUUCGAAUCCGAGAAGCAACGCGUGGACAAUACAGGUGGCACCACCAGGUGGAUGCUGCCAACCAAGCGUUUGAGCGCGUACGAAAGGAUCAUACAACAACACAACGCAAGCCACUUGGAACGCUUGAUGCUAAACAAGUUCAUAAUAUCCUUCAAGGAAAAGAACAUUCGCAAGCAGAUCCAAUUGAUUCGAAGCCAAUUCCUCGAAAGCGCACGUUGGAAAAGAAGGCCCUCUCGAAAUUAGACUUAGACGAUCGCAAACGAUAUAUCGAGCUUAUCCUAAGCCUGGAUCCUCACAACACAAUUCUUAUUAGUUGUGGUGAGACGCCUGUUAAUUUUGGAGGCACCGGCCACACGCAUGUAUCUGCUCCACGUGGUGUAGAUAUAUACACAGACGAUGCCCACGAUCCACGGUUUAUCAAGAUGCAAUGGGACGCCGCCAGCAAUGAUACACGCGUUAAAAGACCAUGCCUUAUUUGGAACUACGAGGAGCAAGAGGAAACAAUAGAUUUAGCGCGAAGAUUGGAUUUCCAGGUGUCUAAAUUAAAGGCUCGAGUGGACCAUAAUAAACACCAAGCAUUAAUUCCUGGCACGCCCCAAUAUCAACUUCUUGUGGAUACAAAUGCCGACAUCGCACGCUAUAAUGCAUCGCUUCCACCUGGCCAACGUGUUGGAAGAAAGCGGCGUAUGACAAUCGAUCGGUUGUUUAAAUAUGAGAAGUUAGAAAGAGACGCUAAAAAGGGGGGGUUAGAUUUUGUUUGGUACGCUUUUAAAGUGUAUGAAUUAACCUUAUUUCCUUACUAUUUGGAAUUAAGGAGGAUUAAUCCAGGAAAGGAGAUCUAUAUUGUUGAGGAUAACGUUGGUGUUCAUCAUAAGGCAAGGCGGUUGUUGGCUGAUUAAAUUCAUGAGCUUGAUAUCAAGUUUCUUGAUACACCAACCAAUUCACCAGACCUAAACCCAAUUGAGCAUCUUCACAAGGAUCAGAAGAAGGAAUUGGCCAGGGCUCGGUUUAACACCACGAGCGCUGGUGCUGCUGUGCAGGCCCAAAGGGAGAAGGAAAUGAUUGUUGUUUGGCAGCACUCAGAAACCUUUGAGAAAAAGGUACAACACCGC
Mytilinidion resinicola is the source of this 1353-nucleotide messenger RNA. RefSeq lists its product as uncharacterized. The record is from RefSeq and is a predicted model, not a curated record. The transcript has a single exon. Bases 1 to 1140 code for a protein of 379 amino acids. Lineage: Eukaryota; Fungi; Ascomycota; Dothideomycetes; Mytilinidiales; Mytilinidiaceae.